Messenger RNA from Astyanax mexicanus (Mexican tetra), 2339 nucleotides. It is a transcript of the gene slc35a5, whose product is annotated as solute carrier family 35 member A5. The coding region runs from base 134 to 1450 and encodes 438 amino acids. Gene Ontology annotation, cellular component: Golgi membrane. The record is from RefSeq and is a predicted model, not a curated record. The transcript has 7 exons. Gene Ontology annotation, biological process: pyrimidine nucleotide-sugar transmembrane transport. Gene Ontology annotation, molecular function: pyrimidine nucleotide-sugar transmembrane transporter activity. NCBI's taxonomy places the organism in Eukaryota, Metazoa, Chordata, Actinopteri, Characiformes, Acestrorhamphidae.
UGAAGGGGGACUUUACUUGUGAAAGUGCGGGGCGAUGACGCCGGAUUCACCGUGCGCGUGCGCAGUAGCGUCGGCGUGAAAUUGGGAAGAGUGGAGAGCAGCUGAUUGACAGCUACAGAAACACCUCUUCAGAAUGGCUCCUCCAUCCUCCUCCUCCUCUUCCUCACGCUGCUGUUGCUGCUGUCCACGCUCCUGGCUGUGCUCGCGUUCCUCGGCCUACACCUUGGCUCUGGGCUUGGGCUUUAUUACACUGGGGACCAGUCGAAUCAUCCUGCUCAAACUCUCUGAAAAUGAAGAGAAUAAGUAUGAUUUUCUCCCUGCCUCUGUGAAUUUAAUGGCAGAGGCUGUCAAGCUUGCCUUCUGUUUAGUGAUGUCACUGCGAGUGAUUAUUCGAGAGGGACGCUCAUAUAAAGACUUAUGUUGCUCCUCUGGUUCCUCUGUUGGUAGCUGUCUAAAGUGGGCUGUCCCUGCAUUCCUGUAUUUCCUUGACAACCUCAUUAUUUUCUAUGUGUUGACCUAUCUACAGCCUGCCAUGGCAGUAUUGUUCUCCAACGUUGUUAUUCUUACCACAGCCAUUCUAUUUCGGAUUGUUCUGAAGAGGCGAUUGUCCUGGGUGCAGUGGGCUUCCCUAAUCAUCCUCUUCCUCUCCAUAGUGGCACUAACCACAAGCACACCCAGUAACCAACAUACCAACACCUCACACAUCCUACACCCGGCACACCUCUCCACUCCCUCCAGCGGCUGCCUCAACUUCACCCGCUCGGAGACGCAACAGCACAACCUCAGCAACUCCAGCUGGGUGGAGGGUCUUCCAAAACAGCUGCGGGACAGUCAGAUUCUCCAGCGUCUGCACAGCUUUGGCCUGGGGUACGUGCUGCUGCUGCUCCAGUGCUUCAUCUCACCAAUGGCCAACAUCUACAACGAGAAGAUCUUUAAGGAUGGCGAGCAGCUGGCUGAGAGCAUCUUCAUCCAGAACAGCAAGCUGUACGCCUUUGGCCUGGCCUUCAACAGCCUCACGCUGCUCCUGCACCCUGACUCUCGGGAGCUCGUGCUGCACUGUGGCCUGCUGCACGGGCACAAUACCUUUUCUGUGGUGCUGGUCUUCGUCACCGCAGCCUUUGGCCUCUCCGUGGCCUUCAUCCUUAAGUUUCGCGACAACAUGUUCCAUGUGCUGACGGGCCAGAUCACCACCGUGAUCAUCACAGCACUUUCACUCUUUCUCUUUGACUUCCGUCCCUCGUUGGACUUCUUUCUUCAGGCUCCUGCGGUGUUGCUGGCCAUUUUUAUCUACCACAGCAGCAAGCCAAAGGACGUGGAGUACGCUCUGCAGCAGGCGCGGCUCAGGGUCAUCAACGGAGAGGUGUUCGAGAGGUCAAGAGGGGACGGGGAGGAGCUGCAGAGACUAACCAAGUCCAACACAGACAGUGAUUCUGAAGAAGAGUCUUUCUGAGUCGUUAUAAACCACUCGCCAUCCAGCCUUCACCUGCUGUGGCUUUACUGUAAUUAUCCUGUAAAUGAUCUGUUAAUGUGCCUGUAUUUAUAAUGCUGUAAUUAUAAAGCUUAUUUUAUAUAUUUAAGGUGUAUAUAUAUAUAAUGAGAUAUCAGACUUAUCAGAAAUGUCAAUGAUUAAUGUAACUAGGUGUUUACUACUGAGCAGAAUUAAGCAUAUUAUUAGAUUAAACAGGAAGUCUGAAAUUGACAAUGGUCUGCAGGCUGUCUUGCACUGUUGUCAAAAGUGCAUAUCACAUUCUAAUGGUUCUUUUGUACAUCCGCUCCAUUCCUAUUACCAUUAACGACCACUACUGACCAAUUAUAUAACAGUGUACUUGAUUUACUGCAGUAAUUGUUUUACUGUAAAGGAAGAUGACAAAGGGGGAGCAAAGAUGAAUAUAUCAAAAGUAUUGAAUAUAUCUAAAUCCUUUUCUUUUCUCUUCAUAAUUUAAGUAUUCUGACUGUAUUGUCUCUUGUGCCAUUGCAUUUCUCAUUUUGGGCCAAACUACAUUUAGAAAUGAGUAUGCAUUUCAUUUUUUUUCAUAUCAGGUAAAUUACAGGAUUGUUGUGGUGAUGCUGUACUGUUUGCAGAGGAUAACCUGAAAUAAUCAAAUAAAUCAACCAAAAAAUAAAUUACGGAAUAAAUCUCUCAUGAGAAACAUAAUUUAUAAUGCUUUAGUAGUUGUGAGUUGUAAGAACUUUUGAAAUUAUAGUAUAAUAUGUAGUACAAAUAGAACAAAUCAGGAGUUGUGCACUUAUGCUGAUAUGCAGGAUUUUUUAUAUGUAUAUAUCUGCCAACUGUUAUACUGGUGCUGCUAUGUAAACAUUUAUUAAAUUUAGAAAUACGG